GCUUUGGCGGGAUGUCGCUUUAUUUUAAUACCCUUUCGAAACCUCAUAUUUCAUCUCUAAUGAUCAAAUCCUAUGGCGAAACUCUUCCAUUUCCAUCUUCUCCACCACAGAACCAUCUCCAAGAUCCAUCUCAGACCUGUCUUGAUCUGUCCUUUCAACACUGUCGAAGCUUCCAUCGAAAGCUUCCGUCAUUUCCCUUGCAGUUUAAGCACUUCCAGAUCCCAAAUUAGCUCAUGAUCGAUUGAUUAUUCAAUAAUGUCGAGGAUUUCUAAGUGGAAGGAUGAGAAGUUGAAAGUAAAAGUGGUUUUUCGUUUACAGUUCCACGCCACACAUAUUUUGCAAACGGGAUGGGAUAAAUUAUUUGUAUCUUUAUUUCCUGCUGAUUCUGGAAAAGCAACAGCAAAGACAACCAAAGCAAAUGUGAGAAAUGGAACGUGCAAAUGGGCAGAUCCUAUCUAUGAGACCACAAGACUUCUCCAACAUCCAAGAACCAAAGAAUAUGACGAAAAGCUGUAUAAACUUAUUGUGGCAAUGGGUUCUUCUCGGUCCAGCUUUCUUGGUGAGGCUAACAUCAACCUUGCUGAUUAUGCUGAUGCAUCGAAGCCUUGUGCUGUUGCUCUGCCUCUUCAUGGUUGCGAUUCUGGAGCUGUUUUACAUGUCACAGUCCAGCUGCUCACUUCUAAAACAGGGUUCAGAGAAUUUGAGCAGCAGAGGGAGCUUAGGGAGAAGGGGUUCCGGAUGUUGACCAAGCAGAAUGUUCAUGAUUCUGUUCAAAAGUUAUCAGCUUCCUCAGAGAUAGCCAAUGAUCAGGUUGAUGUGAGAAUUAGAUUCAAGUCAGAAUCUAGAGAACUUGCUUCACUUGAGGAGGAUGUGGAAUUGACUGAAGAUCAUGCAGACUCAGCUGUGGGAAUUGAUGAGUCAUCUAACACGUCGGAAAGCAUUUAUGCCGAGAAGCAUGAUACAUCAAGCAAUCAUGAAAUUGAUAGUCUCAAGAGCGCAAUGUCUGGUGAAUUAGGCGGACUUUCCCUUGGUCAAAGUCAUCAGCCUGAGAAAAAGGACCCCUCUGAUCUUCAGAUUUUGCAACCGGGGAGCAGUGAUUGGGGCCAUGGCUGGAGUUCAGACUAUUCCUUGGAUAAUGACUUGACAACUGCUUAUGAAGAGAAUAGUCGGCUUAGAGAAAGCUUGGAAGUGGCUGAGUCUUCUAUCCUAGAGCUUAAGCUUCUAGUAAGCACAGUUCAAAGUCAUGCAGAUGAAUUAGGUGCUGAAACACAAAAGUAUUCUGAGCAGCUUGCUGCUGAAAUUGCUUCUGGAGAAAGAUUGGAAAAAGAAGUUUCUUCACUGAAAUCAGAGUGUUCAAAUUUAAAAUUUGAUUUUGAACAGCUUCGACAUUCUAGAUCGAGUCCUCAGACGACCAAUAAGGAAAUCGUUGUGAAGGAGAAUAAUUGCUUAUUGCUGGAUGUGCAGAUGAAGUGGAUGCAGGGUCUUCUGGUUAUGGAGGAUAAACUAAGGGAGGUUCAGAACAAGGCAUGUCUCCGGUACAGUGAUUGUGAUGUCGGUUUUCUCUUCACAGACUUAGAGGCAUUGCAACGCAUCCUGCAUAAUCUUAAACAGGGUAUCAUAGAAGAAGUUUCUGUGAUAAAUCUACUACCAAUGGAAGUAGGAGAUAUGAAGGGAAAUGGAGCAAUGACUGUGCAAAGACCUGAACACUUCACUGGUGGAGAUGGGGGAAGGGGGUUAGAAGGUUUUGAUGCCAACGAUUCUCUAUCUGAAGGUAUGCUUCAUGGACCUGGCCAGAUUUCUGGGGAGGCUGGAUCUAUUGAUGUAACAUCUGCAAUGGAAACCAGAUUUUGUGAACUUCAAAGGGAGUUAGAAGAGUCCAAAGCUGAACGGGAAGACCUUUCCCGAAAAAUGGGCCAGAUGGAAUGCUACUAUGAAGCUCUGGUUCAGGGGCUUGAGGAAAGUCAGAAGCAAAUGCUGGUAGAGUUGCAGAACCUCAGAAAUGAGCACUCUAGUUGCCUGUUCACAAUUUCUUCCCUUGAAACUCAGAUGGAAACAAUGCACCAAGAUAUGAAUGAUCAGUUGUUAAAGUUUGCUGAGGACAGGCAAAGCUUGGAGUCCCUUAAUAAGGAGCUUGAGAAAAGGGCUCUCACCUCAGAAGCAGCACUCAGAAUGGCUCGCUUAAAUUACUCUGUUGCGGUGGACCGGUUACAGAAAGACCUUGAACUGCUCUCUUUUCAGGUGCUGUCCAUGUUUGAGACAAAUGAAAACCUCAUUAGGCAAGCCUUUGCAGAAGGCUCCCAACUCUGUUUUCAGGAGUACGUGGAAACAGUGGAUCAGGGUAAUGCACCACUCCUAGAUCAGUGCAAAACACCCACACAAGGAAAUCAUGCAAAAUUGCUAUUUCAGAACGAAAACUCAGAUCUAAAUAACCAGUUCUUGGGUGGAGAGGUUCUUUUGCAGGACUUGAAGAGAUUACUUCGCUUCCAAGAAGAUCGUUAUCAGAUGAUCGAAACUGAACUUUAUGAGAUGCAUGUUGUCAACAUGCAUUUGGAUGUGUUUUCAAAGGUUCUGCAAGAAACAUUGCAUGAAACAUGCGAUGGCUUCAGGCUUAUGGAAGAGAAGGCGAAUGAAUUGGCACAACAGCUUGAACAUUCAACUGACUCCAAAGAAUUGUUGAUGCUUCAGCUGAAAACUGCAUUGGAUGAUGUAAACGCCCUCAGCGAGUACAAGGCUAGUUGUGUCACCAAAUGCAAUGACUUAGCAUUGCGAACCCAAAUUCUAGAAGAAAAAUUGGAAUCCAUUUCCUCUGAAAAUUGUCGUCUUACUCAAAAAAUCAUGGAAUAUGAAGGAUUGAUGAUGGAGUCCAGAAGCUACAAAAGUAAAUAUUCUGCAUGCACUGCAGAAAAUAUGGAACUAUUGAAUUUAUUAAAACAGGAAACUCUGGAGAAAGAUAAUCUUAUGAAAGAUAUAAGCUCUUUGCAUGAGGAAUUGACUGUUGUCAAAGCUGAAUUUGUUAAUCAAGUUUCUGUUAGGGACAAUUUGGAUAAAACUGUCAUUUUUCUGCGAGAUAAGUUGGGGGAUCUGAUUUCAACCAUGCUAUCCUAUACGGAGCAACUCAAUGCACCCGUACUUCAAGGUGAAUCUCUGCAGCAGGACUUGCAAAACAAUGACUUAAUCAAUAGCAUCUUGCAUUUGGGAGAGCUUCAAAAGGAAGCUUGUGAAAAGAUAAUUCAACUCGUCCAAGAGAAAAAGGCUAUUGAGGAAGAAAGGGAUAAUGCUCGAAGUUCAUUAAGUGGCAUGAAGUCAGAAAUUUUGAGCAUGAAGCAGAUGUUUGCAUCUGAAAUGGAAGACAUGGUGACUAAACUAGCUCUAUCCCAUGCUCAUGUUGAAAAGCUUCAGCAAAAGCUUGAAGGGUUUGCCAGCAAACUCAUGUUUAGUUCAGAAUCUGAAGAAAAUUAUGCAGAGCAGAACCAAGAGCUUCUCUCAAAAGUUGAAUUGUUGGAAGUUGAGCUGCAACAUGUUGUCACUGAGAACAGGGAUAUUGCUCAAAAGAUUCUGGCCUUGGAAAGUGUCAAUGAGGAGCUUGAAAGAACUAAGCGGGCUGUUUUUGAUAUUAGACAAGAAAACCAUGCUUUAAUGACCUCCUUAGCAGCUGACAAUGAGGAUUCUGUCAAGCUGGCAAUGGAAUUUGAUAAUUUAAAAGAAAGUUUGAGGUGUGUGAAUGCUGAAUUGACAUUUGAGAAAGGCAUCAGAGCUGAAUUAGAGGGCACAGUAGCAGAUCUUACUGCCCAGUUGAAUAAGAAACAUGACCAGCUGCUUGGUUUUGAUAAGCAGAAAGCUGAACUAGUCAAUCUAAAGCAACUAGUAUCCGAUCUAGAAUUAGAGAAAUCAAGAGUUAGUAGUCUUUUGGUGCAUAGUGAGCUAUGCUUAAAAGAGGCAGAUGAAAAUGCUUCAUCAUUGCAUCUCCAAGUUACUGAACUGGAGACUUGCCUGGCAGAAGUGUAUGAAUAUUUGUUAGCUGCCGAUGUUGAACUUGUUUUCACUCGAAAUCAGUUCCAGACCAGGAUGCAGGAGCUCAAUCAGCAACUUAAUUCUUUAGAUGGGCACCAUGAGGAACUCUGUGUGAAACAUCUUGAUGUAUUGAGCACACUGAAUAGGCAUACUGCUAUUGAAGAACGGUAUGUUGAAGAAAAUGCUCGACUGUUGACAGCUCUCGACUCACUAAAGUCUGAGUUAGAAGCCUCGGUUACUGAGAGAAAAGUGCUUGCAGAUAAAGACAAAGAAAGGUCAGCUGAACUUGAGAUGUUUAAGACUCAGGCCGAACAUCAGAGGUUUAAGACAGAGGCUGCCAUUGCAGAAGCUGGUGAAGAUAUCAAGGAUAGUCAUUGGGAUGAACUUGAGGUUGAACGAUUGAAACAUAUGUUGGGUACUUUUGAAGAAGAGAUUAAUAAGCUGAGGUCCUCCAGAGAUGAAAUGGAAAUUACAGUUACAGUUCUCAGAGCCAAAUUAGAUGAACAAUGUGGUAAGAUUUCAUUGCUGGAGGAAUAUGAUGAUGAACUGAUGAUGCUGCGGAAACAGCACAGUGAGCUUACUCACAAGCUUUCUGAACAAACUUUGAAGACAGAAGAGUUCAAAAACCUUUCUAUCCAUUUAAAAGAACUUAAAGACCAGGUUGAUGCUGAGUGUAUACAGGCUCGGGAAAAAAAAGAACCUGAAGCACUGUCCGUCACCAUGCAGGAGUCUCUGAGAAUUGCUUUUAUCAGAGAACAGUGUGAGACGAAGCUGCAAGAGCUGAGAAGCCAGCUAUGUGGUUCCAAGAAGCAUGGUGAAGAGAUGCUGUUGAAACUUCAAGAUGCCCUUGAUGAGGUUGAGAAUAGGAAGAAAAGUGAGGCUUCUCACACAAAGAAAACCAAAGAGAUGUCAUUGAAGAUCUUGGAAUUAGAAACGGAGUUGCAGUCAGUGCUUUCUGACAAGAGAGAAAAGGUCAAUGCUUAUGAUGGAAUGAAAGCUGAACUCGAGUGUUCAUUGAUAAGCCUUGAUUGUUGCAAAGAAGAUAAACAAAAGCUUGAAGCUUCUUUACAGAAAUGUGAAGAGGAAAAGUCUAGAAUUGCAGUUGAGCUUUGUUCUAUGAGAGAACAGCUGAGAGAUAUAAGUAUUCGAGAGGACGGAAAUUCCAGACCAGGCAUUGGGGAGUGCAUGCCCAGUGAGCAAUUCAUGGAUGUUCAACGAGAAGUAUCGUUGGAAUUUGAUCAAUACCUUAAUUCCUUGGACAGAGAUAGACUGUUGAGGUGCAAACUAGCAGAGGACGAAUGCUCACUUUCUAGCAAUGAAAGUAGUCAAUCAAGUUCACAGAUGACAAUGCAAUCCAUACAGGAUAAUACUGUAUCGCAAAGUGUGCUGGGAAGCCCAAUUCAAGUAAUUAUGGGUAAUGAAGCCAUUCUUCAAAAUCAUGAAAAGAAUGUAGCUCUUAUCAGUGACCAUUUCAAAGCCCAAAGUUUGAAGUCUAGUAUGGAUCUCCUACACAGAGAGUUGGAAAGGAUAAAGAACGAAAACAUUGCUUCAUCUCUUUUACAUGAUGACCAUCAAUGUGAACCCGCUUUUCCAGGUUUACAAAAAGAACUGUUGCAAUUACAUGAGGCCAACAAACAACUAGGAAACCUAUUCCCAUUCUUUAAUAAAUUUUCUACGAGUGGAAAUGCAUUAGAAAGGGUACUUGCAUUGGAAAUUGAGCUUGCAGAAGCGUUGCAGGCAAAGAAAAAGUCAAGUAUCCAUUUCCAGAGUUCAUUCCUGAAGCAACACAGUGAUGAGGAAGCCGUAUUCCAAAGCUUUAGAGAUAUCAACGAUCUGAUCAAAGACAUGUUAGAACUGAAGGGAAGAUACAGAGCAGUGGAUAAUGAACUGAAAGAAAUGCAUGGCCGAUACUCUGAACUGAGCCUACGGUUUGCAGAGGUAGAGGGAGAAAGACAGAGACUCUUGAUGACACUCAAGAAUAACAGAGUAUCAUCCAAGAAGUCAUCUCGCUUAAAUUUCACCACAUCAGCCAAUGUUGAAGACUUGUCAUAACAACUUCCAACGAUAUGAGUGGACAUCAUCAAGAAGUCCCAGAAAUUACCAUUCUUUGGCUGUUUUUCCAGGAAGAGUGGAACUUUUAGCAUCUGUAAAUUCAAGUAUCAUAACUCUUGACCUUUUAAGUCAAGGCUGAGAUGUUAUCUUGAUUUUGUAUAAAUAAUAAAUAUUGUCUCCCAUUCUCAUGGUCAGCCAUAAAAUGGUGUAGGAUCCCUGUGGUACAUUCAACUGUCCAUAAUUGGGUAUAUAUAAUUCCUUGACUCUGUAUAGUAAAUUAAAUUCUUUCAUUGAUCAUAGUAGUUGGAGGCUUAAAUGUUUCA
Messenger RNA from Macadamia integrifolia, 6386 nucleotides. Its product is annotated as interaptin. The record is from RefSeq and is a predicted model, not a curated record. The coding region runs from base 256 to 6063 and encodes 1935 amino acids. The transcript is spliced from 11 exons. NCBI's taxonomy places the organism in Eukaryota, Viridiplantae, Streptophyta, Magnoliopsida, Proteales, Proteaceae.